Molecule: messenger RNA, 2086 nt
Organism: Amaranthus tricolor (Joseph's coat)
Lineage: Eukaryota; Viridiplantae; Streptophyta; Magnoliopsida; Caryophyllales; Amaranthaceae
Product: F-box protein At2g32560-like
Exons: 5
Coding region: 272-1465 (397 amino acids)
Molecular function (GO): protein binding
Source: RefSeq, a predicted model, not a curated record
GUAAGGGUGAGACUUGAAGAUCCUCUCCCCAAUUCAACCCAUAUACUUUAAUUUUUUUCCUCACAAAAGUGGGAGGUUGAGGUUGAGGUUGAGGUUGAGGUUGAGGUUGAGUUCUUCAUUGAGGAAGAAAAAGAGCAAGACCUUUCCUCACCUUCUUUCUUUGCUUAUAAUUGCUUCUCCACUAUUGUCUACUCUCUUAUAGGAAACCCUUUUCUUAUUUAUUUCCUUGAAUUAGAUUAAGAUUAAACCCAUCAUUUAUAUAAAUCUCCAAAUGUUUUUCUUCUUAGUAACAAGCCUCUCCUUCUUCUUCUUCUUAAACUCCCUCUCUUUAAAACCACUUCCACCAUGGGCUAGUGAUGUGAGACUCUUACCUCUUUACUUCUGGAAAGAAUUGUCUUUCUCCUUUAAACCCAUUUUAAAAAAGAGGAUUUUUAGUGGUUUUUACAAUUUCCCAUUAAUAAUGUCAUUAAAACAAGUAAUUUCUAUUUCCAAAUUUGAAAACUCCCAUGAAAAUAACCAAUUAACAGUCCUAGAUUUGCCAGAAUUAGCAUUAGAUUGCAUUCUAGAAAAGCUUUCCCCAUCUGGGUUGUGUAGUAUGGCAGCUGUUUGUAGCUCACUGAGAGAAAGAUGCAUCAGUGAUUACUUUUGGGAAACACACAUGAACAGAAAAUGGGGUAAAAUUCUGAGUCCUGCAGCUUAUAGAGAAUGGCAAUGGUUUAUUGCCUCUAAGAACAAUUCAAGUUCUUUUACAGUAAAAAAUUCAAAUGGAUUUAUCAAUUUUUUUCCCUCUAUUUGGCCAUUUACAUGUCUUGCAUCAAAAUCUGAUAAAAAGGGUAACAAUAAGGAUUCAAAUUCUCCCUUCCUUGAUGAUUCUCUUAUGUCUUGGUAUUUAGCUCUUGAAACUGGCAAAUUUUCCUUCCCUGCUCAAGUUUACAACCGUGAGAAUGGUCAUGUUGGUUUUACGUUAUCUUGCUAUGAUGCUGAGCUUAGCUAUGAUCCCCAAACAGACACCUUCCAAGCAAGGUAUCCUCCUCAUGGAAGAAGGGCAGUUGCAAUGGAGGAUGGUAUUGAAUGGGAAAGGCUAAGGGCAGCUCCAAUAGAUACUCCCCCGCAUCAUCUUCAUCCCUCUGAUUGCUUGAAUGAUCUACUCCCUGGAGAUCACAUUGAGAUUCAAUGGAGAAGAAAUCAACAAUUUCCCUAUGGAUGGUGGUAUGGUGUGGUUGGCCACUUGGAGUCAUGUGAUGGGAAUGAGAAUUAUUGCCGAUGUCUUAGCAACGACAGUGUUGUGCUCGAGUUUAAUCAGUACAAAACUGGUUCGCGGUGGCGGAGGACAAUCAUUAAUAGGAAGGAUCACAGAGAGGAAGGAAAUGAGAGUGAUGGAUUUUAUGGAGGUAUUAGAAAGCUUUAUAAGAGUGAUGAGAUUGCUACUUGGAAGAGUUUGUGGCCAAAGGAAAUCUUGGAGUGAAUAUUACAAGUUAUUUGAACACAUUGUGUAUCCCUAUAGGUAGAUCAUUGAUCCUGCUCACACCAACUAUUCUAACCAUAUACUCUAUUGGCUUCAUCUAUUUUGCGGCAUUUUUCAUUUCAGGUCAUUCUGCUAAAUUUUCUAUUUUUUCAUUUUCCGAUAUCACCCAAUCCUCCUUCACCAUUUCUCGCUAUCACUUUCUAUAUCUCUUUCAAUACCAUUUACAAACAACACAUUUUGACUGAGAUACAUUUUAUGUUUUUAGCUUUUUUUCUUCCUCUUUACGCCAAAAUUUUUCAUGGAUGAAUGACCGGGAGUUGCGAGUGAACACCCUUUUGAAGCUUAUUCCGUGCAACAUUGCAUUUUUGAAUUGGUCCUGUAUGGUUUUUGUGCACUAAAUAGUGUGCACUAACUUUGAAUUUAAGGAGGGUGAGUUAGAGAAUAUAAUUAAGUGAAUCGGAGAUUGAAAAGUGUAGACUUGUGAAUGGAUGAUUAAGGAAGGGUUCACAUUAAAUUGUAGACUAAAUUCAUUUUAGACUUGUACCAAAUGCAAAUUGGAUGUAUGAUAUAUAACAUUUUACAGAGGUGAAUGAACUAUAGAUUUUUUUCCAGUGAUACAAA